This is a messenger RNA of Oldenlandia corymbosa var. corymbosa, 895 nucleotides long. The record is from the annotation of a GenBank genome assembly. NCBI's taxonomy places the organism in Eukaryota, Viridiplantae, Streptophyta, Magnoliopsida, Gentianales, Rubiaceae.
GGUCUGUCACGUUCACCAAAAGAUCGAUUGAUUAAUAAAGAUCAAAUCCCUUUUUUGGCAAGAUUGAUGAUGAUCAUGGGACCUGGUUCCAGCACCAAAUCGUUUGAUUUAAUGGCGGAAAUCCCACCUGGGUGGCGGUUUAAGCCCACAGAUGAAGAAAUAGUUCAUGAUUACCUAUCCAACAAAGUAUUACUUGAUCCUCUGCCAGAUUUCUGUAUUGAAGAAAUUGAUGCUGAAGACCUACGUGCCAAGCAUCCCAAAUGUUUAGUAAAAACUCCUUAUUCAUAUGGUAAUGAGCUCGGAGGUGUAAGUAAAAAAGGAAAAGAAAAAGAGAGAGAAAAAGAAUGGUACUUAUUUAUUUACGAAGAUGAAUAUUUUGACGGUAAAACAAGAAGAAUCGAAACGGUGGGAAAUGGAGUAAUAGGUGAAUGGAGAUUCGAUGGAGGAGAGGAACAAAUUCGCAACUCAGAGGGAAAUGUAUUUGGGUUCAAGAUUUUCUUGCAGUUUUAUUCAGGAAAUCCUCCAAAAAGAACACCAUGGAGGAUGAUCAAAUAUCGCCUGGAUAUGGAAUUUUGGGACAACAAGAUUAGUGAUCAAGAGGUCGAAAAUUGGAUAUUGGGAAGAAUUAUUAAUGGAAGAGAGUAUAAUGAUACUUUUUAAUCGUUCCACUUUCUUUUUUUUUUUUUUAACAGUAAUGAUAAACAAUCCUUCAGUCGAAGAGAAUAAAAAUAAAGUUAAUAUUGUUGCCACCACCCAAGUCUUUAUCAUUUUGUCACAGCAAACAAAUAUAGUAUAUUACUGUUAUAGCUUUCUAUCAAAGCUAUCCCUCUGUUUUACACUGGUUCAUUCUUUUGUAAUAGAUUUCCAUCCGAUUCAAUUAUUGUAGUAAACAUUG